UAUCAUGGUUGAGUUGGAGUUAACUUUACCGGAAUCAGAUUAUGUUAUGCUUGAUGUUAAUGACCGUAUAACUACUCUUCAAGCGGAUACCGAGCGUCGCCUGCAGAUACUGGAGGAGCAAUUGAAAGCCGCCACUUCGGCAUCAUGUUCGUCACCUAAGAGGAAAGGGGAUGAGGUCAUCCCAGCUGACGAGGUCGGUGCCUCAACGGCUUGUUCGAAAACGUAUUCGCAGUCGGAACUGGACAACGCCGUCCGUGAGGCUGUUGAAAAGGCGAUGGAGGUGGCGCGCGAUAAUACCGCUGUUCCUGUGCUGACUCAGACGUAUGUGCGCGGCGGCGGCAGCAACACAUUCCGUGGUCGUUUUAGUGGAAAUCGUGGACGUGGGCGUGGCCGCGGUGGCAGAGGCGGACCGGCUUCUACUACAACAAGUGCGUCCGCACCAACCACAUCACGUGAAAUCCCGGCAGAAACGACUGAGGAUGGCAAACGGUUUUGUACCUUCUGCAAACGCGAAGGACAUCUUGAGGGUCGGUGCUUUGACAAGCGACGUGCCAUGAGGGAGCUGCAGUCCCGCGGAAACGCGCGAGUGGAGCGUCCCGAUGGAGUCCGUGGAUCCGGAACUGAAAGAGGACAUUGAACGCACAGCUGUUACACCAUCUCGUCCCAUUCCUGAUCCAACAGCCGGUCCGUUAACCGAUACCGACAAUCGCCCUGCUAUCCGGACCCUCCGGAACCGCACUAUCCGCAGCUCAUCACCAUAACAUUUGCGUUUUUACUGCUUCUCUUGCGACAGUUGAUUUUAUGACUUGUUAUUGAUAAUUGUGAUUAUUUUGUGAUUGUCAGUUGCUGAAACUUUGUCUGGUGACCAAAGUUCUUAAGAUACGGGGUGCUGUGUGAUGAGUAAUCGCAUGUACAGUAGCUUCAG
This is a messenger RNA of Paramacrobiotus metropolitanus, 925 nucleotides long. RefSeq lists its product as uncharacterized. NCBI's taxonomy places the organism in Eukaryota, Metazoa, Tardigrada, Eutardigrada, Parachela, Macrobiotidae. The record is from RefSeq and is a predicted model, not a curated record. Bases 5 to 637 code for a protein of 210 amino acids. The transcript is spliced from 3 exons.